GGGCGCUUGAUUAUGACGUCCGUUAAACGUGUUUAUGAUAAGGGUCGAUUUGGGGAUUUGAUCGAAACCCGUAGGAAUUGACGCAUAUCUUUAUGGAUAACGAUUAUAUUUUAUAUGUAAAUAUAAUAAAAACUUUUUCACGUUAUGGCUCUGCUGGAAAAGACUGAAGUUAAAACAGACCAAGACACACAAGCCACAAUCACUGAUGAAGAGUUAAAUUACCCUAAACCUGAGGAGGAUGGUAGUGGUGGUGGUGAAUGUGAUAGUGAUGGUGAUGAUGUUGAGGAUGAGGAAGCAGAGCUUGAUAAAGAUGCUGACCAGGAAAUGAAAAGUGAAAAUGGAGAUGAAACUCUACAACUGGAGACUAAUAAAGAAGAUGGCCUUGAGAAACCAAAAGAUCAUUGUGUUAUAAGGAAGAAAAAAAAGGCAGGAAGUAAUUCAUCCAGUUUCACCGAGGGUUGGGUGGAGUUCCGAGACAAACGGAUCGCUAAGAGAGUCGCGGCCAGUCUGCACAACACACCCAUGGCCAACAGGAAGAGGAGCCGUUUCAGUAGUGACCUGUGGUUCCAGUGGUGUCAUCUCAGCGAGCGAUUGGCUUAUGAGCAGACCGUCUAUCACCAGCGUAUGAGGACAGAAAUCUUCCAGGCAAAGAGGGAGACGAACUUCUACCUGGCUAGUGUGGAGAAGAGCCAGAACAUGGCGAAACUCAAGAAGAAGAGGGAGAAGAAGGGCGAGGUUGUGGAGGAGAAGACCUGGGACUUCAAACAGCGUCCUACAGAAGAAGAGAUCCAGAUGAAACGGUUGAAGAGUAAAGGAUUAUCCAAGAAGAGUCUCCAGAAGGCUCAAGAGAAGAGCAAAGCCAUCCAGGAUAAAGCUCAAUCGAACGUUUCCCUGUUGGCUAAGAUCUUCAACAGUGGCAGGGCCCAGAACGGAUGAGAUGAGAAGAUUUAAAGGGAUAGUUCUGUGUUAAUAACACAAAAGGAAAUGUUUUGAAAAUGUCUUGGAGUUAUUUAAUUUUUAUGUAGUACAAUGAAAGGAUUGUACUUGCAUUUCGGUCCGUUCCUCACACAAAGCCAUCAUUUGGCUUCAGAAGACAUAUGGGCUACUUUUAUGUAUUCCUCUCUGUGCCUAUUUCAAAAAUGUUUAAUUCUUUAAUCACUUUUAAUCAUUUGAAGGAAGAAAAAAAAUUACGAAUUUCUGGGGAGAAAUAAUCCAUGUCAAAUCACAUGGAUUAUUAAUAAUAAAAUAGGUUUUUGAGAGCAAAAUGUCCAAACUACUGAG
Messenger RNA from Xyrauchen texanus (razorback sucker), 1281 nucleotides. Its product is annotated as activator of basal transcription 1-like. Gene Ontology annotation, molecular function: RNA binding. The record is from RefSeq and is a predicted model, not a curated record. Gene Ontology annotation, cellular component: nucleolus. The transcript is spliced from 4 exons. NCBI's taxonomy places the organism in Eukaryota, Metazoa, Chordata, Actinopteri, Cypriniformes, Catostomidae. Gene Ontology annotation, biological process: endonucleolytic cleavage in ITS1 to separate SSU-rRNA from 5.8S rRNA and LSU-rRNA from tricistronic rRNA transcript (SSU-rRNA, 5.8S rRNA, LSU-rRNA); small-subunit processome assembly; endonucleolytic cleavage in 5'-ETS of tricistronic rRNA transcript (SSU-rRNA, 5.8S rRNA, LSU-rRNA). The coding region runs from base 145 to 936 and encodes 263 amino acids.